Messenger RNA from Ostrea edulis (European flat oyster), 939 nucleotides. RefSeq names its product profilin-2-like. Gene Ontology annotation, cellular component: cell cortex. Bases 126 to 518 code for a protein of 130 amino acids. The transcript has a single exon. Gene Ontology annotation, molecular function: actin monomer binding. The record is from RefSeq and is a predicted model, not a curated record. Lineage: Eukaryota; Metazoa; Mollusca; Bivalvia; Ostreida; Ostreidae.
UUAGAAUACAUUUUUCCGUUGAGAAGUUUUAAACAGCUUUUACUUUCAGAGUGAAUGCAUUCAUUAACUAACAGCCAUUUAACCUACACUCAUGUGUUCGACAUUUGGAUGAAGUGAACAUCGGGAUGUCACCCGCUUGGUCGGAAUAUGUCACUAAUGUGUUAAUUGAGAGUGGGUACGUGUCCCGGGCCGCGAUAGUGGGCGCCGAUGGACGACGCUGGGCAACAUCGCCCACUUUGGAACUGUCUUCUGCUGAGAUUCAAGCCAUCACACGGGGGUUCGUGGAACCCAGCAGUCUCCGAAUGGAAGGGAUAUCACUGUGUGGCAAACGAUACACGUGUACGCGGAUGGACAGCGUUGUGAUGGUUGGGCGUGAGAGUGCCUCGGGCACGGGCUGUAUCGUGUAUCGCUGCAGGAACUCGCUGGUGAUUGGUGUGUACGAGGAUGGCGUUCACCCAGGAGGGUGUUACAACAUGAUAUGUAAAGUAGGCGACUAUCUCAGGGAGCAUGGUCUUUGAUUUUUACUUUUCUUUGGAGGAAUUUAUCCGAAGCCACGACCUUAGUUUGGGGAGAUAAGCCCCGGUCUUUCACAUAAAUGGACUCUGUAAAGUGAUUUAGGAUACGAGUGAAAUUCGAUCCCUGUUACAGGACACAGUAUAUAGUGAUAUAUUAUUCCUUAUUGAUACUAUCGUUCUGUGACUGCGUGAGAAAGUUAUUCUAAAACCACAAAGAGUUUAGCUAAGAAUUGCCGCCUUAAUACUCUUUAGAAAGUCUUUAAAUUGGAUUACAAUGAUUUUUUUAAAGAUCGAUUUGCGUUGUUUAAGUAGUAGAGUACAGGGUAUCGUGAAUGUUAUUUUUUGUGUAACAAUGAGCCAAGAUUUCUGUUUAAGAGGGCAUUGGUCCUUUCAUCUGUUAAAUAAAGUUGAUAUUUCUACAAUA